Lytechinus variegatus (green sea urchin) is the source of this 1796-nucleotide messenger RNA. Its product is annotated as galanin receptor type 1-like. The record is from RefSeq and is a predicted model, not a curated record. The transcript is spliced from 7 exons. Lineage: Eukaryota; Metazoa; Echinodermata; Echinoidea; Temnopleuroida; Toxopneustidae. Gene Ontology annotation, biological process: G protein-coupled receptor signaling pathway. The coding region runs from base 275 to 1501 and encodes 408 amino acids. Gene Ontology annotation, molecular function: G protein-coupled receptor activity. Gene Ontology annotation, cellular component: membrane.
AGUGAGUUUGGCCGUCUGUGCCGGAGAUAUUACAUUUUAUAUAAGCCUGAUAAUCGCUUCACUGUGAGUUAAUUUCGGAAGUUUGAUGGCCUAGUAGUAUCCCAACUUGCGAUCAUGAUCAAAGUGAUCUGAUAUUCAGCGAAUAUUUAAUUCUGAACUGCCACUUUGUCUGAGAUAAAAUCUGGCAUGCUUCUCAAGAAACUCAUCAUUUAGAAUAGCUAAUAUUACUGGGAAACUUUAGGGAAUAUUCAGAGGAAGACAACAGCCUAUCAAAAUGACGACUACAUCAAUAAUGUAUUCUGUCGCCAUGGCAACGCUUAAUGCUACUGCGGAACCAUAUUCCGAGCCGGAGCCCGAACCGGAAUCCGAACCCGAGCCCGAACCGGAGACGAUCAUGGGUAGCAUGGAGCCGGAGCCGUGGAUAACCGGUAUGUUGUCUGGCGAGCCGUUUGCUGAGAUUUCAUCGGAACCGGUGGCAGAACCGGAACCGACAAUGAACUUUUGUGUGCAGGUCGUCCUCGCCCUCAUCGCCGCAAUCAUCCUCGUGGUCGGGACGGUCGGUAACGCACUCGUCAUCGCCGUCAUUUCCAGAAUGAGAGCAGAUCGAACGGUUACAGAAUUAUUCCUCCUCUCCCUUGCCAUAGCUGAUGUAUUUGUUUGUGUGAUAUGUACUCCACUCAUCAUCGUCGGCAUCACCGUUCAACAGGGACAUACUGGUGUCUCAUACAUUGUGGAGCAGGUCAUGUUCUAUUUUUCAUCCGUUGCUUCAAUCCUGAGUCUAUCUGCCAUCGCUCUAGACAGACACGAUGCUGUCAUACACCCUAUGUCUAGGAGACUAAACAUCCAGCGCUCAAAACAGGUCCUCGUGGUCAUCUGGUUGAUAUCGAGUGCAGCAGCCGUCACCAUCUUCUUCAUACCUCAGAAGUACGAGUUCGCCGUCCUGGCCGUCUUCUUCGUCGUCCCCCUCGUGUUCAUGGUCGCCUGCUACUACCGGAUCGUCCGGGUAGCCAGGCAGGCUGCGUCGAGGGUGAGGAAAGCCAGCGAGGCGGGAAUUAGAAAGACCACCAAAAGUCCGCCUCGCACGGACAAGACACUUCGUAUGGUGAUCGUCGUCCUAGUCAUCUUCGUCAUUUCUUGGUUACCCUCCCUCAUCAGCCGCCUCCUCAAGUACACCACGCCGAUGACAGCGGGUCAGAAGGCGACCAUGGAAGUCACUGCGUGCCUCAUCGCCUACGCUGGAAGCGCGCUCAAUUUCGUCGUCUACGCCUUCAUGAGUCGGAAAUUCCAGCGCGGACUUAUUACGCUCCUCGGCUGUCAGCGUUAUUUCAAUCGCAAAGUCGAUCCAGACACCAAACCCAAGAGCGACAUCGGCAAGACGUGCAUCCACCUCGCCGUCGAGGUCCCAGUCGACGACGACAACCAGGAGAAGAAGACAGGGUACAUGACAUAUCCUUCGAUAUCAUCGAGGUCGAGAGACGUGAAUGAAAAACACCUCUUAUAAAACGAUAAAGAAGAUGGCAUUUUGACUCUGUGAAUCAUUUACCCUACUGAUUUCGAAGAUCGUGUGAUGUGAAAUCGGUGGGGCCCUGCAUUGCUCUGAAAUACGUGACAUAAUUAUAUUCUGCAAGACGAAUUCGUGAAUUCGUUUAGCGCGUUCUAUAAAGAAUGCGUCACUUUUACAUCAAAAUAAGAGUUGCCUUUGACACAUAAGUGACGUAAUUGGUGGAAGAUAUUUUCGGACAUGAACAAAUGGACAUCUCGAUUUGAUAGAAUUGAUGUAUGGAGCAGUUGCAACG